UAAGUAUGUUCCCAUCACAAAGGCAUAUACUAUGGCUUCUCCUCCACACAAGAACCCAGAGUCAGUCACAGCUGGCUGAACCCAUCAUAACAUAACACACAUUAGUAACAAUGGCUUGUGCAACCACAAGGCCAGCUUUCUCCUUCCACCUCUCAACCCCUUUUUGCAAACUCAAUCCUUUCAAACCCAAACUUCAUUACACCAGUACUCCUUCCUCCCUCUUCCCUAAAACCCUCUCCAACAAAAGCUCUAAUAAUCGUCGCAAAUUCACCGUAAACUCCGUUGACAUCUCAAAAGAAGACACACCCACACCCACACCCACUUCAGAGUCAGAGCAAUCAGACUUAGCAUCACAAUCACAAGAAUCUGAAAACUUGGAUAAGAGUCGCCUCGAAGAGAAAUUCGCGGUGCUGAAUACUGGGAUCUACGAAUGCCGUUCGUGUGGGUAUAAAUACGACGAGGCCGUUGGUGACCCUUCGUAUCCGAUUCCGCCGGGAUUUCAGUUUGAGAAGCUACCGGAUGAUUGGCGGUGCCCGACGUGUGGGGCGGCGCAGAGUUUCUUUCAGAGUAAAAGCGUUGAGAUAGCUGGGUUUGCGCAGAACCAGCAAUAUGGGUUUGGUGGCAAUUCUCUCACUUCUGGUCAGAAGGCUGUGCUUAUAUAUGGCUCUUUGGUCUUUUUCUUUGCGCUUUUUCUCGGUGGCUACUUCCUACAAUAGUUUUUUUAUGUUCAUCUCAUCUCAUCUCAUCAGGUAACUUAUAUUUCUUCUUUAUUUUUAUUUUUUCUCAUUAUUUAAGCGUGAAGAGGGCUUGCUUUUCUGUUCGAUGCGUAUUGGUGCUAUAUUCAAUAUCUGAAAGUUGUAGUUUUUAUUUGAAACGACAACAUCGUCCAAUGCUUUUGUUGGUAACAUGUAUAUGUAUCUAGUCACUGGUCUGAGCCCGAGUGUCCAAUCAAAGAUACAUGAUUAAAGAA
Messenger RNA from Gastrolobium bilobum, 970 nucleotides. RefSeq lists its product as uncharacterized. Gene Ontology annotation, cellular component: chloroplast. The record is from RefSeq and is a predicted model, not a curated record. The transcript has a single exon. Bases 111 to 716 code for a protein of 201 amino acids. Gene Ontology annotation, molecular function: iron ion binding; electron transfer activity. Lineage: Eukaryota; Viridiplantae; Streptophyta; Magnoliopsida; Fabales; Fabaceae. Gene Ontology annotation, biological process: alkane catabolic process.